CUUUUACAGCUGCUGUUGGUGGCGUCUUUCUCUGUGGCUGAGGAGCUGCUGUGCCGACAGAGAGGAGAUCCCGAGAACCCUCAGCUGUUGAAGGAUGGCGACAUCAUGCUGGGGGGACUCUUCUCUUUCCACAGCAGCUGGAAGAACAGGCUGGAAGACUUCACACACAAGCCGUCACCACUGGAAUGUACCAGUUUGAAUUUCAGGGGCUUCCAGUUUGCUCAGGCGAUGCGCUUCGCCAUCGAGGAGAUUAAUAACUCCACAGACUUACUGCCUGCCAUCUCGCUGGGCUACAAGUUUUUUGACACCUGUAGCUCCGUUGCAAGAGGUGUGAGAGCUGCACUGGCACUGGCAAACGGUGAUGAAGUCACAUCUGCUCCCUCCAAAACACCGUGCGCGAGACCUGCACAGGUGCUCGCCAUCAUGGGAGAAACCUCCUCUUCACUCAGUAUGCCCAUAGCUACUGUCAUCGGGCCAUUUCAUAUACCAAUGAUCAGCCACUUUGCCACCUGUGCUUGUCUCAGUGACAAAACCAAGUACCCGUCCUUCCUCAGAACGAUACCCAGCGACUACUACCAGAGCAGGGCUUUGGCCCAGCUGGUCAAGCACUUUGGUUGGACUUGGGUGGGAGCGAUCAGAACCAACGACGAUUAUGGUAAUAACGGAAUGGCUAUAUUCUCAGAGACGGCGCAGCAGCUGGGCAUCUGUCUGGAGUACUCUGUGUCUGUGUUUAGAACGGACCCACCAGACAAAAUACAAAAGGUAAUUGACAUCAUUAAAGCGUCCACCUCUCAGGUCAUUGUCGCUUUCCUCCACCACCUGGACAUGGAUGUGCUCAUACAUGAGUUGACCCACCAUAACUUGACUGGGUAUCAGUGGGUCGGCAGCGAGAGCUGGAUCUUUGACUCACAAAUUGCAAAACUAGACAGAAAUCACAUUCUGGAUGGGGCCAUAGGCCUGUCCAUCCCAAGAGCACACGUCAGUGGCAUGAGAGAGUUCAUGCUGGACGUGAAGCCGCUCAACUCAUCGAGCACGGACAUUUUCACCGAGUUCUGGGAGACGUUGUUCGGCUGCAAGUUCAAGCAGUCGUCUUUGUCGGGGAGUCAUAGAGAAUGUUCCGGACAUGAAGUUCUGACCGGAGCCGUGAACAGCUUCACUGACAUGUCACUCAUGCCUAUAUUUAACAACGUCUACAAAGGCGUGUACGCUGUGGCUCAUGCUCUUCACCGCGUCCUCGGCUGCAACCAAACAUGUGAUGACAAGCUGCAGCCGGAUCCCUUCACCAUUUUACAGCACAUUAAAAAGACUCACUUCAACACAAAGGACGGAGACGAGGUUUACUUUAACGAGGACGGAGACCCGGCGGCAAAGUAUGAAAUUAUCAACUGGCAGCCGACACGGCACCGUACCGUCGACUUUGUCACUGCUGGUCUGUACGACGCGUCUUUGCCCGCAGACAAACAACUCAAUCUGCAGAGUACAUCUCUGGUUUUUGCGCAGAACUCGACACUGGUGCCUGUGUCAGUCUGCAGCGAGUCGUGUCCCCCAGGAACUCGCAAGGUUCUCCUCAAAGGAAAACCUGUGUGCUGCUUUGACUGUAUAAGAUGUGCAGAGGGAGAAAUAAGCAACAGCACAGAUUCCGUCAGCUGUGUGCGCUGUCAUCCUGACUUCUGGUCAAACGAGAGACGGGACACGUGUGUGAAGAAGGACAUAGAGUUCCUGUCGUACGAGGAAAUAAUGGGCGCACUUCUCACCACCGCGUCCCUCUCUGGGACGUGUGCGACCGUGCUCGUGUUGCUCGUUUUCUUCCGACACAGAAAGUCUCCCAUCGUCAGGGCCAACAACUCUGAGCUGAGCUUCCUGCUGCUCUUCUCACUGACUCUGUGCUUCCUGUGCUCCCUCAGCUUCAUUGGCCGGCCGUCAAAGUGGUCGUGCAUGCUGCGACACACGGCGUUCGGCAUCACGUUUGUCCUGUGCAUCUCAUGUAUCCUGGGCAAGACCAUGGUGGUCUUGAUGGCCUUCAGGGCCACACUCCCGGGGAGCGACGUGAUGAAAUGGUUCGGGCCCGCGCAGCAGAGACUCAGUGUUCUGGCCUUCACUCUUGUACAAGUUGUCAUAUGUGUCAUCUGGUUAACACGUUCUCCGCCUUUUCCGUUCAAGAACAUUCAAGAAUUGAAGGGUAAGAUCAUCCUGGAGUGUGCUCUGGGCUCAGCUGUAGGUUUCUGGGCUGUACUUGGAUAUAUAGGAGUUCUGGCCGUGCUGUGUUUCGUUCUUGCCUUUCUGGCACGGAAACUGCCCGAUAACUUUAACGAAGCUAAGUUCAUCACAUUCAGCAUGUUGAUAUUCUGUGCCGUGUGGAUCACCUUCAUCCCGGCCUACGUCAGCUCUCCAGGAAAGUUGAGCGUCGCAGUAGAAAUAUUUGCGAUUCUAGCUUCAACUUUUGGACUUUUGUGUUGCAUUUUCAUCCCCAAAUGUUACAUCAUCUUAAUGAAACCAGAGAAGAACACCAGGAAGAAUAUGAUGGGGAAGACAACACCAAACUCAUUCUGA
Molecule: messenger RNA, 2550 nt
Organism: Solea solea (common sole)
Lineage: Eukaryota; Metazoa; Chordata; Actinopteri; Pleuronectiformes; Soleidae
Product: extracellular calcium-sensing receptor-like
Exons: 6
Coding region: 106-2550 (814 amino acids)
Biological process (GO): G protein-coupled receptor signaling pathway
Cellular component (GO): membrane
Molecular function (GO): G protein-coupled receptor activity
Source: RefSeq, a predicted model, not a curated record